CCCGCGGCCUGCCAUUGGCCUGGCGCGUUGACAUGUUUGGGGGCGGGGGCGGGGGCGGGGGGCGGCCCCUGCCUGGAAGCAGCUGGACUUCCUCCCUCCAGCCGCCUGUCUGGGUCAGUGCGUCGGUCCGUCCCUGGCCCGGUCCUCCACCCAGCAGCUGUCUCUCCCCAGGCCUCUCGCCCCCCUGGGUGGCUGCCAUGGGCCGGAAGAGGAGGCUCAUCACCGACUCCUUCCCCAGAGUGAAGAGGAGGAGGAAGGGCGGGCCGGGUCCUGGCAAGGGGGACAGGGCGCCCGAGCCAGGGCUGCGAGGGGAGGAGCCAGGGGAUGAGGCCAGUGUAGUCCUGGAGGAGAAAAGCCACUUGGAGAUACUGAGGCAAUUUGACCUGGACCUGCAGUUCGGGCCCUGUACAGGUAUCACUCGACUCCAAAGAUGGGAACGAGCAGAGCAUCUGGGCCUGGACCCACCCCAGGAGGUGCUCAAGGUGCUUUGGGCCCACCCUGAAGAUGCCCAGUACCAGUGCAGCCUCUGGUACCUGUACCCCAUCUAAAGGAAGUCCCGCCCCGUGCAUCCCAGCUACUUUCCCAGGGGCCUCUGGAAUGGCCCGGGGACCCCACUGCUGCUUCUUCAAUCCACCCUGUGCGUGCUGGAGGGACCUUUGGGGUGGGAAGACCCUUCCCGAGGAGAGGAGCCCAGGACUGGAGUCUCCUGUUGGAGGUUGGGAGACUCCUCCGCCUGCUCUGCCCCGGUGACUCCGGAAAGUAAGCAGGCUCAGCCGGCAGCCCAGCGGGGCUCAUCAGGAGGGCGGGCUUCCCGUCCCCCAGACAGAAGACCAGCCCCCGCACCUCCCUGUAUCUGGCAUAGCCAGCCCGGCCCCCCACCCCCACCCCCCAUCUGGGUCUAGUUCCGGAGCCCUACAGGGAAGCAGCUCUCCGGCUCAGCCUCGAGAGGGAGGGACCCAAGGAAAGAGCCUGGCUCUGGCCGCCCCACUUCCUUGAUGUGACCGCCCGCCUACCGGGGCUCCUUCCGGGCCCAGCGUGCCUUGGCAGCCAGCCAACCACAACCUGGGAAGAGCCGCAGCCAGCAGGUGCCCAGCCGCGCUCACCUCUGCCUCCUCUCACCCCCUUCAGGAAGGGGCCAGACCUGGAAAAGCACCAGCCCUUCGUCCCGCCAGACUGGCUUUGGGUGCCCUCUAGAGGCCGCGGGGAGAACUCUUCUUUCCUGGUCCUCCAGUUUGUUCCCUGCCCGUCCCCAAAGGUGCCUCCACCUCCUGGGGGUCUGGGUGGCCCCAGAGCUCUUAGAGAUCAGGCCUGGCCGGGGUGGGCAUCGGACCGCACCUUGGGGGAGCCGUGGCUGGCUGGGGGCUCGCUGGAGCUCCAGAGAUCAGCAGCCAGAGGGUAAGCCCCCUGGAGCAGGGGGCCCAGGCUCUCUAAGAAGGGAGCAGGGAGCAGCUCCGGGUUGCCAGGAGGAGGGAGACCCAGGCCCAGGCCCCAGGCUCUGCUCUCCCAGACUCUCAGGGCUGCCAGCCCUCCUCAACGUCCCUGGCCUCAAUGUCCCUGCCUUCCCCAGCCUCUGGGGGACGGAGACUCCCGGGGACGGCUUGCUGGGAAGGCCACUGUCUCUCCCAAGGGUCCUGAGAGUGCCUGCCUUUGGGGACCCCUGAGGUUUGGGCAGGGAGGCAGGGAGGGGAGGGGCCGCUCCAGGAUGGCCCAGGCGAUGCCGGGGAGAGGAGAACCAGCAGCUCCCCCAAAAGAGGCAUCAGAGGAAGUGAGGAGGCAUGAAGGGAGGUGGGAGAAGGAUGACUCUGCCAUUUGCAGGCUGCUCUUCCACUUUUUCAGAGAACUCUGAGGCUCCCUUUUGCAUCUGGCUCCUUGGGGUGGGCCCGCUCACUGCUCUGAUCUGACAAAAAUCCUGGGUCAUCUCCCUGAUGAGCAAACCGAGGCCCUGCGAGGCUAUGUAAUGGGUUUUUUAUUUCACCCACUGUGGACUCAGUGCCACCAAUGAGCCUUGGGUGGGGGAAGGCUCAGGUGCCGGGCUCUGGCCACUUCCCUGGGCAGGAGAGCCAGCACAGGGCUAAGGGAGCUGAGUGGGCUGGGGUGGGGGUGGGGGGCACCGGCUCUCUUCACCCCCAAGCUUGUGACCCCAGCUCAGCUUUGUACCUCAUGGCUGAAAUCUGGGGGCUCCCUUCUUCUGGGAAGGGGGCACCUACUGGGAGCACCUGGGCCGGCAGUGUCACCCCAUUGUCCCUUUUCCAAACACAAAAUGCCCUUGUUUGUAAACCUUUCCUAGCAGCUUGAAAAUAGAAAUAAACAGUGAGAAGAAAAA
Messenger RNA from Monodelphis domestica (gray short-tailed opossum), 2323 nucleotides. RefSeq names its product DNA polymerase delta subunit 4-like. Lineage: Eukaryota; Metazoa; Chordata; Mammalia; Didelphimorphia; Didelphidae. Gene Ontology annotation, biological process: DNA-templated DNA replication; DNA synthesis involved in DNA repair. Gene Ontology annotation, cellular component: delta DNA polymerase complex. The record is from RefSeq and is a predicted model, not a curated record. Gene Ontology annotation, molecular function: DNA-directed DNA polymerase activity.